This is a messenger RNA of Medicago truncatula (barrel medic), 2516 nucleotides long. RefSeq names its product pentatricopeptide repeat-containing protein At3g02490, mitochondrial. Gene Ontology annotation, molecular function: protein binding. The record is from RefSeq and is a predicted model, not a curated record. NCBI's taxonomy places the organism in Eukaryota, Viridiplantae, Streptophyta, Magnoliopsida, Fabales, Fabaceae. The transcript has a single exon. Gene Ontology annotation, biological process: RNA splicing. Bases 116 to 2002 code for a protein of 628 amino acids.
AAAAAAACGAAAGCAAAAUAUUCCAAAUCCCUAAAACCCUAGUUUCCAUUUCUCUCACUCAAAAUCUCACUACAAUUUCAAAUCUCAAUCCUUCGAUUCAUUCUUCACAACAACAAUGAGAAAUCAAUGGCGCAUUCUUCAUCUUCUUCUUCGCACUCACCACAAAAUCCCCAUUCAAUCUCACACACUUCGCUCUUUCUCUUCAACCCCCCUUCGUUUCAACACCAAUUACUCCAAAUUCCUCAUAAACCCUAAUUUCCGCCAUUUCUCUUCCGAACCAGUUAUCCCACAACCCAAUCCCGAUCACAUCGUCAUCGUUGAUUUAUUCUCGAAAUCCAUAGAUCUUAAUGAAGUUAACAAACACCUUGAUUUGAUCAAUCACGAUGCUGUCAACGCUGUUUUGAGGAAAUUUGAUUCUGAUCUUGAUUCUGCGCGGAGAUUGUUCAAAUGGGUAUCGGAGAAUUGCCCCGAAAAGUUGAGUUCGAAAUCGUAUAACCAGAUGCUGGGUGUUUUGGGAAUUAAUGGAGCUGUUGAUGAGUUUUGGGAUUUGGUUGUUGUUAUGAGGAAAAAGGGUUUUGGUGUUGCGAAAUGGGUGAAAGAUAGAAUGUUGGAGUAUUUUGAAAAGGGUGGAAUGAAUGGUGAUGCUGUGAAGUUGAAGGAGUUGUUUGAUAAGGAUACAGUUGAGAGGAAAUUUACUAGUUUGUGUAGGAUUGUGAGGAAAAACGUGUGGAGUGAUGAAGUGGAGAAGGAGAUUAGGGAUUUGAAUGUUGGGUUUUCGAGUGAAUCGGUUAAUUUUGUUUUGGAGAGUUUAAGUUCGGAGCCGAAUAAGGCGUUGAUAUUUUUUAGGUGGGUGGAGGAGAGUGGAUUGUUUAAGCAUGAUGGAGGGAGUUAUAAUGCAGUGGCGAGGGUGCUUGGAAGGGAGGAUUCCAUUGAUCGGUUUUGGAAGGUUGUUGGCGAUAUGAGAAGUGGUGGAUUUGAGAUGGAAGAGGAGACUUUUGUUAAGGUUUUGGGACGGUUUUGUAAGAGGGGGAUGAUUAAGGAAGGUGUCGAGCUUUAUGAGUUUGCUAUGGAUGGUGUUGACAAGCCUUCGGUGUCGUGCUUUACCUUUCUGUUGAGAAAGGUUGUUUCUGUUAAGGAGUUAGAUAUGAAUUUGUUUUCGAGGGUGUUGAAGGUUUUUACCGGGAACGGGAGUGCUUUAACAGAUUCUAUGGCUGAUGCUGUACUGAAAUCUUUAACAAGUGUUGGUAGGAUUGGGGAGUGGAAUAAGGUUUUGAAGGAAAUGGAAGAUUGUGGGUUUAUUGCUAGUGGUUGUUUGCGGCGUAAAAUUGCAUUUCGACUCGGUGCUACUGGUAACAAGGAGCAAGCUAAUGAGUUUGUGGAUAGAAUUGAAGCAUAUGGGUCUAGUACAGAUCGCAAGAUGCGGGAAUCUUUAGUUGAGGGGCAUUGUGUAGGUGGGAACCUUGAUAAGGCCUUUGAUUCUUUCAAAGAGAUGGUUGAGAAAGAGGGAGUUGCAUCUGCGGGCUAUACUUUUGAUGUGUUGAUGAAUUCAUAUUGCCAAAUGAAUAGAGCGAAAGAUGCAUACAAGAUUCUUUGCAAAUGGGUGAGCGAAAAAGAGUUAAAGCCUCGACAUUCUACUUACAAGCUUAUGGUAAAUAAGUUAUUGGCUCAGGGAGGAUUCACAGAUGCCUUAAAUCUUUUGGGUCUGAUGAGAACCCAAGGUUUCCCUCCUUUUACCGAACCCUUUAUUGAACACAUAUCAAAGAGCGGAAGUGGUGAUGACGCCGUUCUGUUACUCAAGGCAAUGACCUCAAAGAAGUUCCCAUCUACAUCUGUGUACCAUGUAAUGUUUAGUGCAUUCUUCAAGCAAGGAAGGCAUGUAGAAGCACAAAAUUUCCUUUCAAAAUGUCCAAGCUUCAUCCGCGACGACGCCGAAGUCUUGGAUCUCUUUUAUUCCAUGAACUCCAAAGAAGCUGCUGCUUCUUCUGGUAAGGUGGCUGCUUAAGUUUACAAAAUGUAUCUCAUAUUGUACUCUCAAGAAGAUUGCACAAUGGCAUUUGUUCAGGAAACUCGGUGAGAAUUUAUUUUCUCCUUAUCUAAAAUAUUGAUAUGAGAAGAUGAAUCUAGCUUUCAAGUAGGCCAAAGAACCCAAAUAAAUUUUUUACAAUCUUUUGCAUGAGAUUUGUGUUUCACAUGUUCCCGACAUGAUUGAAGGACAACAAACAUAUGCUUUGGUUGGUGAUUGAUAUCAGUAGACGUUGUAGUUCUCUCGUCAUUUUGAUAUACUGGACUGUUUUAGUAUAGAUUGUAGAUCAAGAUGAUGCUAUAUGAGCGGUACUUUUACACAUACAAAAUGAUACAAUUUGUUCCUGUAUGAGGUUGGCCCUCUGUUAUUUUGAACAGUAUUAUCAGAGAUUGAUGAUGCCUUGAAUUUACUAUGUAACUUUGUUUGUCUGGAACUAACAAUUUUCAGAUAGGGAUACUAAUAGUUUUUCAGCCUGGAUUAUGGCAAUGCAACA